Molecule: messenger RNA, 1313 nt
Organism: Talpa occidentalis (Iberian mole)
Lineage: Eukaryota; Metazoa; Chordata; Mammalia; Eulipotyphla; Talpidae
Gene: SERPINA6
Product: serpin family A member 6
Exons: 5
Coding region: 99-1313 (404 amino acids)
Biological process (GO): negative regulation of endopeptidase activity
Molecular function (GO): serine-type endopeptidase inhibitor activity
Source: RefSeq, a predicted model, not a curated record
UCCAGCGAGUCCCUGUCCCUGCAGGCCCCCCCGCCAUUCACACGGCCACGUCAGCUAACAAGCACUCCCGAUUCGGCAGGGCCUGGCAACACUGGAAAAUGCUGCUCCUUCCGUAUACCUGUCUCCUCUGGCUGUCGACCACGGGCCUCUGGACUGUCCACGCCAAGGAUGCCAGUGCUGACGUGAGCCCCAGGGGCCCUCACCGGAACCUGGCUCCUAACAAUGUGGACUUUGCCUUCAGCCUGUAUAAGUAUCUCGUGGCCUCCACUCCUGGCAAGAAUGUCUUCAUCUCGCCUGUCAGCAUCUCGAUGGUUUUGGCUAUGCUGUCUCUGGGCGCCAGGGGCGACACGCGGGCCCAGAUCCUCCAGGGUCUGGGUUUCAACCUCAGUGAGAUAUCUGAGGCUGAAAUCCAUCAGAGCUUCCGACACCUCCACCGCCUCCUUGGGGAGUCAGACACUAGCUUGGAAAUGACCAUGGGCAGCGCCUUGUUCCUGGACCACAGCCUGGAGCUUCCGGAGUUGUUCUUGGCAGAUACCAGGCGCUACUAUGAGCUGGAGGCCUUAAAGACAGAUUUCCAGGACUGGGCCAGAACUGACAGACAAAUCAAAGAGCAUAUCAAGAAUAAGACCCAGGGGAAAAUCUCAGACUUGUUCAUGGAACUGGAUGGCCCAGCCAGCCUCAUCCUGGUCAACUACAUCUUCUUCACAGGCACGUGGGCACAGCCCUUUGACCCGGAGAGCACCAGGGAAGGGGACUUCCACGUGAACGCGGAUCGCGUAGUGACGGUGCCCAUGAUGUUCCAGUCGAGCGCCAUCAAGUACCUGGACGACCCGGAGCUGCCCUGCCAGCUGGUGCAGCUGGACUACACGGGCAACGGGACCGCCUUCCUCAUCCUUCCGGAUGAGGGAGAGAUAGACACGGUCAUCACCGCGCUGAGCCGUGACACCAUUCAGAGGUGGUCCACGUCCCUGAACAGCAGUUGGGUAGACCUGUAUGUCCCAAAGGUGUCCCUCUCCGGAGCCCAUGACCUCAGGGGCAUCAUGGCUGACAUGGGCAUUGCUGACCUGCUCAACAACCAGACAGACUUCUCAGGCAUCACUCAAGAGGCCCGGCUGGAGGUGUCAAAGGUGGUCCAUGAGGCGGGGCUGCAGCUGGAGGAGAAGGGCGUGAAGGCCGCGGGCGCCCCUCGGGUGCGCCAGGACGAGGGCGCCGAGCCUCGCACCCUCCGCUUCGACCGGCCCUUCGUCGUCAUGGUCUUCGACAACUUCACCUGGAGCAGCCUGUUCCUGGGCAAGGUGGUGAACCCCAGCUGA